AGCACGUCUCCCUUUCCACAGGUGUACUAUUUAGCUAGUGUUCGCCUGAGAGAUCUCUGUGUCAAACUUGAUGUAUCUGAUGAACUGCGAAAAAAGAUCUGGACAUGUUUUGAGUAUUCCUUGGUGCACUGUCCUGAAAUCAUGAUGGAUAGACAUCUGGAUCAGCUGCUGAUGUGUGCCAUCUACAUAAUGGCUAAGGUGACCAAGGAGGACAGAUCAUUUCAGAACAUUAUGCGCUGCUAUCGGACACAACCACAAGCCAAGAGUCAUGUAUAUCGGAGUGUCCUGAUAAAAGUCAGGAGAUGCCGACAAUGCUCUGGCAGCAGUGACAGCAGCGGCCAGCAGAACUCGCCUACAGAGAGAAGUAAAGAGAGGAACAAGGAAAGAAGGAGCAGAGACUCCAGCCCUGUGAUGUGAUCCAUCAGCACCCUGCCUGUUCUGCACCCCAGCAGUGCCCCCCCCUCAACCCAACUAACCAGGGCCAACAGCAACACCAAGGAGGAGGAGCGAGGGGACCUCAUACAGUUCUAUAACAACAUCUAUACUGAGCAGAUCAAAGAAUUUGCCCUGAAAUACACAUCAAAUACAGUAAGUAAAUUCUGU
Neopsephotus bourkii (Bourke's parrot) is the source of this 603-nucleotide messenger RNA. RefSeq names its product retinoblastoma-like protein 2. Gene Ontology annotation, molecular function: RNA polymerase II transcription regulatory region sequence-specific DNA binding. Lineage: Eukaryota; Metazoa; Chordata; Aves; Psittaciformes; Psittacidae. The transcript is spliced from 4 exons. Gene Ontology annotation, cellular component: nucleus; transcription regulator complex; chromatin. The coding region runs from base 142 to 417 and encodes 91 amino acids. Gene Ontology annotation, biological process: cell differentiation; regulation of transcription by RNA polymerase II; negative regulation of G1/S transition of mitotic cell cycle. The record is from RefSeq and is a predicted model, not a curated record.